Messenger RNA from Betta splendens (Siamese fighting fish), 1857 nucleotides. Its product is annotated as glutamate-rich protein 4-like. The record is from RefSeq and is a predicted model, not a curated record. NCBI's taxonomy places the organism in Eukaryota, Metazoa, Chordata, Actinopteri, Anabantiformes, Osphronemidae. The coding region runs from base 839 to 1303 and encodes 154 amino acids. The transcript is spliced from 2 exons.
CUUAUUGUUUCUUUAGCAAUGAGCUGACAAAAUGUGAGUGUGUGGUAAAGAUGUGGUUUAAUUUAUUGUAAGUGUUAUAAUUUAUAACACUUGUUCCUUUGGGGAUUACUAUUAUUUGGGGUGAUUACCCCUGUGACUCUACAGCUUGUAUCGCUUACAUCAGAGCUCCUCUGUUUCUUCAGACAGUGCUGCUUUUUUUAAUUCUAGUGACGUUUGUCGUCUUUUACCCUAAAAAUAGCUUCUAGUGUGUUGGGUCUAUUUCGGUGUUUUGGGCGCCAAGGCGCUGUGAAUGGAUGGGGCCGUGGGGUUGCCAGGUUGCAGAGUGAGGGAGGAACGGCACAAGGAGGGUUAGUUACACAUGGCUGUUCACACUGUUCCUGAGAUCCUGACCCUGCGGCGGGUGGAUCGCCGAGUCCACACGAACCCAGCUCACGCUGUGCCGCAGUGUUUGGAGGAUACACAACCCCCGUUACCGUGGCAACCGCCCGCAUCCGCUUGCUUUGUAUGUGAAGGCCAGCGACAAGGCUCCAAAAGUGGUAAACAGCUCCGGGCCAGGAAUCUGGACAAUUCACUGACGUCAGACCCGCUCCGUCACGUGCAUGCUCAAGUGACACCAGUUAACUUUGCUGUGGAGCUGGGGGUGGUGGGGGGUGUCGGACAGCAAGAAACGAGGGGGGAGACAGGACGAGUGUGAAAGAGCAGAACGAGAGGGCGAGCGCCUCAUAAGUGGCCACAAGAGCCGGGGGAUCUCACAACAGACGCAUCUGACGAGGCUGCGGCCGAAAAGGCGUCUAACACCGACGAAGGCUGCGAACGCUGAGGAUUUAGCUGAAGAACCAUGAUGGAAGUGGUCCUCACCAGGCUGCGGGACUUCUCCUGCAAGACCUCCACCUUCGAGGCAGCCGAGCGAAGCAGCUGCAGGGACCCUCCGGGCAGCAGCGAGCGUGUCACAGGCUCCAGGCUGGACAUUGAGAGUGCGCUGGCCUGGCUGCGCAGGGAGCUGAUGGAGAUGCGUUCCCAGGACCAAGCUCUGGUCCGGCAGCUGAUGGAGCUUCACACCGGCAUCCAGGAGCUGAAGCAGGAGCUGUCUGAGGAGGAGGAGGAGGAGGAGGAGGAGGAGGAGGAGGAAGAGGAGGAGGAGGAGGAGGACGGCAGCUGCUGGGACUCUGAGAGUGAGCGUGGAAGCGGCAGCCUCGGCUCCAGCUCGGGGGACGGAGGCUUCGCCCUCCUGAAAAGGCCGCGGCCCCGGUACUCGGCCGUGCUGUGGAGGAGGACGCUGAGCAGGAGAAGCUCCGCGCCCUGAGAAUUCAACGCACACGCAGGAAAUCAGCUCCUCGGUGAGAGCAGCGGCAGUAACAAGGUGAAGUUAAAGAGGAAUGGACUCGAAACUUCCUGCUGUAGGUUCACGUCCUCGUCCCAGAGAAAGUCGGACUAUUCUGACUAUAUGUUCGUUUAAUUAUAAACUUUUUAGUCUUUGUGAAGAUGCUCCAUCAACUUAUUGUGUAUUAUAACCAAACUAUGUAAGUAGAAAUGAAUAUAUUUUCUAAAAGGUGUUUUUUAAUGGAGUUUAGUUACAUCACUGUCUUCCUGUAAAUAUUUUUAAAUGCCUCUGACUGUGUGUGAUCGACACUGUAAACGUGGUGGAUCGUGUGUUUUGUGUUACUGUUGCGUGGAGGCUCGCUCAUCGUUCUAGAUUUUAUGAAUCGAAAUGAAAAGUGGCCGGCGAAGCAACAUGUUGAUGCAUGCGGUGACGUGUGAGAUAGAAACAAGGCCGCGUUGUUGCAUGUAUUUAUUAGCCACGUGCGCUGCAGCAGUGACACAAACAUGUGCAUCAGCCGAAUAAAGCCACCGACACGA